This is a messenger RNA of Neurospora tetrasperma FGSC 2508, 1848 nucleotides long. RefSeq lists its product as uncharacterized. The annotation marks the transcript as partial. NCBI's taxonomy places the organism in Eukaryota, Fungi, Ascomycota, Sordariomycetes, Sordariales, Sordariaceae. The transcript has 2 exons. The record is from RefSeq and is a predicted model, not a curated record.
AUGGAAAUCUCUGCAUCCCCGUAUUCUCCAAAGAGAGUGGACUUUCCAGGUAGCAAGCUCUGCAGGAUCUGUUCGUCAAUCCCGGCGUCAUUCUGGUCAGACGAGUCAAGAAAUAUAGGCGUUAAGCUUCAGCCGUUGGAGUCGAUACGACUUGAAGCACAAAGAGGAUGCCAGCUAUGCGCGAUCCUACUGAUGGGCCUUGACCGUGAUCCUAAUUUUCAGUCAGGGAAUCACAAAACUCUUGAGCUGAAAAGAAAUGCUUUUUAUGCCAUGCCUGAAGACAUGGACGUGGAUCGCUCCUCCUUACUAACACUUCGUGAGGAUACCCUGCGCGGACAGGAUCACGGUUAUCGCAUGAAAAAUCCGCGGGAUUUUGGCUUCUCCCUGGUCCCAUCUCCUUGGUCUGCAUUACAGCCUGUCAAAAUGGGAGAGCAUGUGGACAAUAUUCAACUUAUCCAGGUCUGGCUGAAAAACUGUCGAGACAACCAUACUCAAUGCUCUAGCAACAUUGAGUGUUUUUUACCUACCCGAAUUCUCGACCUCCAGGCGUUUUCCGACAGCGAAGAUAUCCGCCUAGUCACCAGCAUAGCAGAUGACCUCUUCUUUGACGGAAAACCGCCUAAAUAUGUCACUUUGAGCCACUGCUGGGGACCGCCCUCAAAACAGCCGCUCACUACAACAAAGGCAACUCUGAGCGGUCGUAUGACGCGAAUCCCUUUCGAAAAGCUCCCACAGACGUUUCAGGACGCUGUAAAAAUAUGUCGCUCCCUGAGGCAGAGAUUUCUGUGGAUCGAUUCCCUAUGUAUCAUCCAGGACGAUGAAGGAGACUGGGCAAAGGAAGCCGCCUUGAUGGCUUCUGUUUACAGCUAUUCUUACUUUACACUCGCAGCGCUUGACUCCAAAGACAGCAGUGGAGGUUGCAAGAUGGUUGCCGAUAUUCAGAGCUCUUAUUCCAACCGUUUUGUUGAUAUCGACUUCUACGGACCAGAAGAAGGCGAAACGAAGUUCCCUCGUCAGCGACUUCGGGUUUUCGAAGUGCCUUUCUUUGACGACGGAUCUAUCGAAGUCGGACACCUUAACAGUCGCGCCUGGACGUUACAAGAGAGAGAGCUUUCGAGAAGAGUCAUCUCGUUUGCCAGUCAAGGGCUGCUUUGGGAGUGCAACGAGCUUCGCGCAACUUCACAACGGCCAUGGGAAAACAUCGAAAGAUCCACCACCAGAUCUAUAUACAGGGUACCUCUGGGCGACACAAAGGGACUGUUUAAGAGCAAGGCAACCUGGGACGAUAUCGUGGAGGAUUAUUCGGCACGAUUGUUGACAAAACAAAGCGACAGACUGGUUGCGCUGUCCGGGAUAGCACAAGCGGCGCAGGAGUUCUAUCAAGGGGCCACAUAUGUUGGUGGGAUAUGGAGCUCGCUUAUCCCCGAAGGCCUCCUUUGGAAAACCGUGCCGCAACGGUCAAAAGCUACCAAGCUUGCGCAUCAAAAUGACACGGAAUCUUCCUAUAUAGCCCCGAGCUGGUCCUGGGCAUCAGUCACAUCACCGGUGGACUUUAGUUUGGUCCGGGCGUCGGUCAAAGUACCGCCGGAUCUCAAUUUCUCCUUUGGAAGGACGAUUGCUCAACGUCUCACGGUUGAGCAGAUGGUGGGAAUCCCCAAGUAUCAGGACCCGUAUGGUGCGCUUAAAUACGGAGCCCUUGUUCUUAGCGGUGCUCUACUGUUUAACGUUGAUAUUAGCGAUCGGGUCAUGGGCCCACAUGCUGACCUGUCUGUUGGUCUGAUCAAGGAUGGCGUUCGAGUCGGGGAAGUCAGUCUCGAUGCAGCGGAUAUGGUUUCGUCGCUUAGCAAG